Molecule: messenger RNA, 1017 nt
Organism: Oppia nitens
Lineage: Eukaryota; Metazoa; Arthropoda; Arachnida; Sarcoptiformes; Oppiidae
Product: major facilitator superfamily domain-containing protein 4A-like
Exons: 1
Coding region: 1-1017 (338 amino acids)
Source: RefSeq, a predicted model, not a curated record
AUGGCACUGACGCCGCACUUGUCAUCGCUGAACCUAUUGUUCUUCAACUUUGCAGUGAAUGGCUUCGCCAGCGGUGGCAUUGAGUCGUCGGCCGACGUAUGGAUUGUCGAGAUGUGGCAAAAGGAUUGCGGACCAUAUGUACAGGCGCUGCACUUUGUGUUUGGCAUCGGAUCCAUUGUGACACCGCUAGUGGUUGAACCAUAUCUUGUAGAAGUUGUCGCAAAACCGGACAACGAAUUAGUGGUCAUUUCAAAUUUGGGUCAAAAUGGUACCGAAUCACUGGUAGUUAUCAAUAACACAGCCAUUACUACUGUCCUAAAUGACAGUCAAAUCAUUACCGGACUAAACACUACACUACUGGAACAGACGUCACCGAUUGGCAGUGAAGACAUGUUUAUAUCGCUUGUGUACAUACCAUACAGUUUUCUGUCGGUUAUUGUUGCCGUUUGUGGUCUAUUUCUCGGUAGUCUCUUCUUCUAUAAGAGGUAUGUGCCGCCGGCUCUACCAAAAACACAUCAAACAUCACAUAACAAAACUCAUAACAAGACUACCCGCACAUCAAACAAGAAGCCAACAAUUUUUCAGAAGUUAAACAACGCUUUUAUUGAACAACUAAUGCCUACAAAACUGAUACUAUUAUUGAUAGUAAUGUGCGGUUAUCUAAUGUCUGUCUUCCUGUCCCUCGAAUGGUCACAAUUUAAUUACUUUCCGUCAUUCGCUCACUUUUCGGGUCUACAUCUCAGCGAAAAGCGUGCGGCCAUCAUAUCGACGGGACUGGCCAUUGCUUUUACCGCUGGCCGUGCCAUAGCCAUACCUGUAUCACAUUUUGUUAGCCCUAAGCUAAUGAUAUUCUGUAGUUUACUUAUAUUGUUGGUCUCGGAGAUACUGUUCCUGUUUUUCUCCAAUAACUCCGAAAUAUUUAUGUGGAUCGCAAACAUUUUGUUUGGACUGGGAUUGUCACCAAUAUAUGCAUCCAUCUAUCAUAUGGUCGAAGAGGUGACCCAGUCACCAAUCUAA